UGGCGGAAAUCCCGCCCCCUCCGCGCUCAGCCUCACGGGUCUGGUGGAGCGAAAAAACGGGGCUCGGGCCUUGGCGGAGCUGGGGUUGUAAUUAUUUAGAGUGAGGGGUUAAUUAGUCCUGGGUAAGGAGAGACGGUGGAGGCAGAGGUUGUUCCUGAAGGGUUUUUGUGAGAGCUCUUUGAAGGGUUUGUCAGGAAUAGAAUCUGGUCUUGGAGUUCCAGCACCAUGCAGAGAACCUCACGACUAUCAAGGGAGCUCUCUCUCCUGGCCACAGAGCCACCUCCAGGCAUCACCUGCUGGCAGAACGGGCAGCUCAAUGACCUGCGGGCACAAAUUUUAGGAGGUGCAGACACACCCUAUGAUAAAGGAAUAUUCAACCUGGAAAUCAUAGUUCCUGAAAGGUACCCAUUUGAGCCACCAAAGAUUCGCUUCCUGACCCCCAUCUACCAUCCUAACAUUGACUCUGCUGGAAGGAUUUGCCUGGAUAUUCUUAAGUUACCACCGAAGGGUGCAUGGAGGCCUUCCCUGAACAUCUCCACCCUGCUGACCUCCAUCCAGCUGCUGAUGGCAGAGCCCAACCCUGAUGACCCCCUCAUGGCUGACAUAUCCUCGGAGUACAAGUACAACAAGCAGCUGUUCCUGCUCAAUGCCAGGGAGUGGACUGCAAAAUACGCAGGGCAGCCGAGGGUUCCCAAGCCUUUGGAAGAGAAAAUCAACCAGAGUAAAACAAGUGCCAGCAGUGAAUCGAUCAAGCAGAAAAGAAAAGGGGGUAACAUCAGCAGGAAGGAGAAGAAAUCCCGCCCAGAUUCAUGAGGUGCUUUUGUUCUCUUAGGACUGUCACUGUUCCCUUCCCCUUACACAAGUACAAGGGAUGAGCCUGCCUUUAAAGGGCUGCACCACCUUUGGGUUUCUGUUUCCUAGGUCUGCUUUUUUUUGUGAAAAGUUCCAUUAUGUUAAUAAAAGAUAAAGCUUUCAUUUAUGGUUUUUUUUCCUUUUUUUUUUUUUUUGAGUGGAGGUUUUGGAAUAUUUGAAAGA
Molecule: messenger RNA, 1035 nt
Organism: Malurus melanocephalus (red-backed fairy wren)
Lineage: Eukaryota; Metazoa; Chordata; Aves; Passeriformes; Maluridae
Gene: UBE2T
Product: ubiquitin conjugating enzyme E2 T
Exons: 7
Coding region: 226-813 (195 amino acids)
Source: RefSeq, a predicted model, not a curated record